AUGCCACCUAGAGGCAAAAAAAUCGACCCAGCAGUCCAAGCUCAGCAAUUUGAGGAUUGGCAAAAAACUGAAGAAGUCGCGAACUGAAAUGUUCUGUGUCAAAUUAAACUAACUUUUGCAAAACUAAUAAGUACAACAAGCCCUGAUAUAACUGACGAUAAAUUUGCUUUUCUCGAAGGCUUGCACAAGCAAGUUGAUUUGAUGAAGGUUCCUCAUAAGUCACACUCAUAUGAGCAGCUCCACUUGAGAACUGCUUUUUUCCCACAAGUAGGGCUGGAUUAUAUAUUGAAAGUUGAUGGCUUGGAAUUCAACCUGGAACUUAACAAAGAGUGCGUAGAUAAAGCAAGAGAGUGCAGAAUAGCAUUCGUUGCGGUCGUUGACUCGCUGGAUACAAUAAAAACAGCUGAGGCAACGACUUAUGUGCAGACAAGGAAAGAUUUCAUAAAGAAGCUUACAGUUUUUGAAAAAGCUUAUAUGGUUCAUCUGAAGAUAGGGCACAACUAUUUGUAUGAUUCAGUGCUUGCUGUGAUCUUGAGUCCUAUGAUUAAUGCUAUUGAUGCAAAUAUGAAUCUUUAUUAUUUAGAAAAUAGAGCCCACGAAAAGAGAAAAUGGUUCAAGAAGUCAGCACCUGCUUUUCGGCUCAAGGCUUGUAAAAUAAAAUUUGCUGAAGCUAUGACAGAGCUUAUUAACUCCCCUCCCAUUAAAAUUGGAAACAAAAAAUCCCGUUCCAAUUUAAAGGGGGGUUGAUUUAUAUUUUUAAAAUAAAUUAUAUAAAAAAAAUUUUAUCAAAUUAAAAAAAUAUAAAUUGAGUGCAAUAUUCUAAUUUUAAAUUAUUUUAUGAAAGAAUUAAUUCAAAAAUAAAUCUAUUCAAGUAUGAAAACUAUUUAAAUGGCAUUUUACUUACACUUUUUUCAUUAAAUUAUGCCAAAACUAAUUUUAUAAAAAUUAAUAUUUUACCUUUAAAAUUUUACUAUUGAAAAAAAAAAUUGUUCUAAUUAAAAGGGGCUAAAGUACCCAAAAAAUACCGAUAUUUUGUUCCAAUUUAAAGGGAGGAGAGGGAGUAGUAAGAGAUUAAAAGAGCAUGGACCACUUGAAAAAAUUCCUAAUAUUCUGAAGUCGCUCAGUAAGCUUGAAAUCAACACAGCUUCUCACGAGGUUCUUAAAUAUUUUGUGAGCCCUGUCAAAGCUGCUUGGAGAAAGCUUAGGUCAGAAAUGAAAAUUCUUUAUAAAGCAGGAGUGAAUCAUUAUCGCCAGCCCAUUAUACUAUAAUAUAUUAAAACCAACAUCAUAUAUAUACAUUGCUGCUUGCCAACAUUAACUAUGCAAAAUUCAAUAAAAACAGCAUAAAAAAAAUAAAGACCUUGUCAGAGCCUUGAAAAAUAUGAUAGACGCAGAAAGCAUCGCAGAAGAUUUGCUAGGCGACGCUCUAAAAAUGGAUCAGCUUGAAUUUAUUUAUGAUGUAAUCAUGCAUGUGAGAAGAUCUUCAAUGGAGCAAGCCCUUUUUGAAGGUGACAGUGGAGUAAUAAAAGACAUCAUUCCUCAGCUCGCCACGUUCAAAGCUCUUCAACAAAUGUACCAAGUCAGAGAAGAUAUCGAAAAGAAACAAAAAGAAAAGAGAGAAGUCGGCCUUGAACUUGAAGCAGUAAAACAAGAUAAAGAUAACAGCUUCUUUGUAUGGAGUCAAGACAAAGAAGUCAGAUAUGAAGGUAUCAAGAGGCUGUGGGUCUGGGAUGGCUAUAUUAAUGAAGAAGACAAACCCAUGUGGGAUCAUGCAUCAGAUCUGGUUUCUCAAUCCCCCCUUCCUUGAGCAACCAAAAAUGUUUUGUUCACUCACGGAGGUGGGUUACUUUUUUUUUUUCUUCAAAAUUUAAAAAAAUUCUAAUUUGUAAAAAUUGAGAAGUAAAAAUUAAUUUAAUUUGUAAAAUUUAUGUUUUAAAAUCCAAACUGUUUAAAAUUAAGCCGAAUUAGCUAGAUAUUUCAUUAUAAUAAUUAUCACUUAUAUAUCAAAUAUUUUUCCAUAAAAAAAUUUUUAUGUUCGCUCACAGAGAGUGGGUUUUUACCCAAAAAAUAGGGAUUUUCCAAUGGUUUGUUCGCUCACAGAGUUGAGAGUCAGUUAAACUUAAUGGUUCAAGAAGACAUCAUGGACUAUAUAAUCUCAAGCAGAGCUCCUAAAAAGCCAGGCCAAGGCCAGCGACCUACGGAGUCGAGACCUCCAUUCGUAUGAAAUACACAACUCAUGAACAACAGAUACGUUGAUAUUGAGCCUCCUUUAUAUCAGGAAGAAGAAGCUAAGCAAGAAGUGCAGACAGGUGUCAAGAAAAUAAGAGAAUACACGAAACCAAUGGACUGCUAUCGUGACGGAAGAGUCGAAGAAAUCCUCGAAAUCAUUGAAAAAUUGGCAUUUGGCUUAAAGGUUACCCAAGGAGCAAUAUGGGAUCAACUUUUAGAAAAAGUCAUAACCGCUAUGAAAAAUGAGACACCCACAAGUGGUGAUGAAGAUAUUUCUUUCGAAAAGGAUCCAGAAGAAGGAGAAGAGGGCAGAGAAGAAGAAAUGAAAGAAGAAAUAAGAUAUGAAGAUUAA
Molecule: messenger RNA, 2581 nt
Organism: Blepharisma stoltei
Lineage: Eukaryota; Ciliophora; Heterotrichea; Heterotrichida; Blepharismidae
Source: the annotation of a GenBank genome assembly